UCAACAAAUCUGCCCGUCCUUGCACGUAGUUUAGAAGGUGGUUCCAUUCCCUUCCUCAGAGGAGAGAGAAAGUGAGGAGGCAAACACCCUACAGGCCACAGAGCACAUAACCAAACAACACCCAUCCAAAAACCCCAAAAGGAGGAAAAAAAGGAGAGAGAAAACCACGCAGUCGUUUGCUCAGACAAAACAAGAACAAGAACACUUCCCUCUCUCUCGCUCCCUCCCUCUCCCUCUCUCCGCCCCUGGCCCAUCAGAUCCAAUUCCUUCCCCGACCCCCAUGCCGGAUCCGCCGCAAUUCCUUCCCAUCUCGAGCUCGAUUGCUUCCUCGACGUGAAAUUUGCCUUUUUUGGCUGCAAAAAUCCUGCCUUGGCCGGCGACUUGGGGGCUUGAGAGGUGGGGGGCGCUUCUGCUGGGCUUCUCGGGGCCAUGGGCGUGGUGGUGCCCGCCAGGCUGGUCGUUCGCCGGAUGCUGAGGGUCGUCAGGCUCAAUCCGCUGCAGCGCAGUGCCAUGAGUCGUUGAGGUGACUUCUCCUGAACCCAUUCAGCUUAGGAAGUAUACUAUUGGUUGCUCCUCCAGCUAGGCAGGUUGAGCUAUCCAUUUAGCUCCAAACAGUGAAGAGACGCAUUGUAUACGUGUGUUGAGUUGGCUCUCAAAUAUCCCAUCGGUGUCCUGUGCUGUGAAGGUCACAUAAUCCACUUGGCUACAUUCCGGGGUAAUAGGAAUCGCAGCACGAUCAAUGCAGGCUUCUUGAUUUGCGUUGUUUGACUGGUCUGUUGACCAUAUUGGAACAAGAAUGGGGGCAAAAGUAGAAGGUGAAAGCUAUAUGCCAGGAUAUCAUGCCAUGGGGGAUCUCAACGUGGAAGCAAAUGGUAGGUGGACUCCAUACUAUGAGGAGAAGACAUCAAAUGGACAGUUGUGCAACGGCUUUACAAUAAAACCGACAGAUAGUUAUUCAGAAUUUGACAAAGAAAUGCUGAAGCACACAAUGCUUGAACAUGAAGCUGUAUUUAGACAGCAGGUAUAUGAACUGCACCGGGUUUACAAAAUACAGAGGGAUAUGAUGAAACAUUAUCAAAGCAAAGAGGUAUAUGCAUACCCAAUGCUGGCAGACGCAUCACAGACAAACUCUCCAUCACAAGUGCCACCAAAUGGUGCAAAGAUGAUGUGGCAGAUGCAGGUACCUCCUGUGUCCACAACAUACAAAAAAACUCCUGUUGCAGAUCACAAUGAUACAAACCAGUCCUCCAUGAAGUUCCUUAGAGAAGGCAGUGUGCAGUCCUCUCCAAAUGGGUUUCCAUCAAGUGAUGCUGCUCCAAAAAGCAGACAAGGCACUUUUGACCUUCACCUUCCAGCUGACCAUUAUAUAGAUGAUGACAACGCAUCGGAGAACAAACCCAUAGAUUUCCUUGGUUUGGCAUCAGAUACAAAACCUCAGAACGAUGCUGACCUCACAUUAGUUAGUGCAGAAGGCUUGGGGAGGUUCAGUGGUAAUAGUUCAACAUCAGGUUUGUGGACUACAAAUAAUCUGGGAGGCCGGCAAGUUACUGACCUGAAUGAGCCAAAUACUGGUAUCUUUACGAGUAGAGCAAAUGGAUCAGUAUGCAGAGGCCUUUCACAUACCUUGGAGACCUCGUGGCAUCAAUCAAUGUUGAGAUCAAGCACAACUAACUUCAGUUUUAAUAAAGAAUACUCCAAAGACAAGCAUACUGAUGAAGGGACAAGCUCAAAUUUCUUUGAUGCAAGUGCAAAAAUGAGACAAGAGGAGAAACCAUUGAUCAAUAAAGGUAAACAGGUCAGCAGUAUAAAUUUUUUAGCACCCAGAUACAGUGAUACCGAUGCGCAGAAGUACUUCAAAGCUGCUGAUGGGAGGCCUGCCAACAAUAACCAGUUUGUUUACCAAGGUCACAAUAGUUCAGUUGGAUGGUUUGCACGAGGUCCUCUGGAACCCUCUGCUGUCAAUAGUUUUGCUAGACUUGACCGUCCACAUCAUUCAAGUAUGGGUACACUUGCUGCUCCCAUCUCUAUUCCUCAGAUGGACCAUCCUUCCAUUGCCUCCCCGAUGGGUUCAUGCAUUGUAGACCCAAGGAGCAGUGUUGUCAAUAGUCCUGCUUUCAUUCCAAGAUUCAAUGGAUCGUCAGCUGUGAAUUCAUACACCAGUCUUAGUGCUGUGACACAGAGCUUUGGAAUGUUGACCCCGAAGCUGAAAAAUGUGAAUAACUUAGAUGGCCGCUAUCCUGGUUUUCCACUUGAUUCAUUUUCUGCAUCACAUUCACGACAUCAGGUAGCAAUUUGUAGUGACUUGGAGCAAAAGAAUGCCCAGAAGUUUGAACAUUCAGCUCGACAGUCCCAUGGCAAGGGCACGAAGAACUUUAAUUUGAAUGAAGCACUGUCUGAUGGUCAGGAAGAUGGUCUUGUAGAACAAGCUGGGAGAUGUGCUGACAGUUUACAACAUAGUAAAGAUGAGGGAUCCGUAUUUGGGAUCUCUUGGCUCAAAAAUAAAGCUUCCUGCGCUGAUCCAACAUUUUUGGAGAAGCAAGGGAAGCUGUUUGGCCAUUCAUUUGGAACUGCAAUGGAGCUGAAAAAUACUGAAGACAGAAACGAAGGGGCCCUGACAAUUCGAAAUUUGUCAGAUUCUGCCUCGACAUCCGGAGGAUGCGGAAUUAAGAAGGAUGGGGCUUCUGAAGACAUUGCCGCUAGAACUCUGCUUGUUUGUAGUAAGACCCAUGAGAGUUCUACAUAUUUACCUCUUUCAUGCCAGAAGCAUGUGCCUAAAGAUGGACAAGCUGCUGAAGGAGUCAUCAAGAAAAGUGGUGCCCCCAUCAGGAAUUUCAUUGAUCUAAACGAUGAUGUACCAAACGAAGACAAUUCAGAGGAAUCAGUAGUGUCGCAUGAAUGUCAGGUGGCCUCCUUACAGAACAGCCAAUCUAAACGUGCAUUUGUGAUUGACCUAGAGGUGCCAGCUUGUGAAGAGGGCGCUGAGGCAUGGACUUUUCAUCAAGAAUGCACACGUCCUGGCAAACUUGAUGCAUACCAGGAUGCUGACGACACAUCUGUUACAUCUGCUAUAGCCGCAGCUGAGAACAUUGUUGCGUUGUCGAUGGAUAUGCCAACAACUGCAGAGGCACCUGAUGAUAUGUUGCAGUGGUUUGCAGAUCUCGCUAUAUCAAACAUCGAUGACCGUGCUGAGCAAGUGGAAGCCCAAGCUUGCAUCAAUGAUUCCAGUGAUGAUGAGUUGGAUUCAUUUGAAUCCUUGACACUGAAGCUGGAAGAGACUAAGAUUGAUGAGUACUGGAGCAGGCCACAGGAACCUGCAAUUACAACCGAUGAACAAACAGUUUCAGCCAUCCACCUCCUCACCAAGCCUAGAAGGGGUCAGCAAAGGAGGCGGCGGCAGAAGCGGGACUUCCAGAAAGAUAUCUUGCCUGGCCUUUCGUCACUUUCCCGGCCUGAAAUCAUAGAGGAUGUUCAGUUACUUGAGGGGUUAGUGCAGGCUUCUGGUGGAUCCUGGGAGUCAAGUUUAAGUAGGCGAGGACGCUACGGCGGGCGGACAAGAGGUAGAAAACCUCGCAAAGUUGUAACUGUAACUGUAGAAGAGCCAGAGGAGGUCCAGGUCAGUGCGCCGCCAAAACCUGGCACUGGAGACUUGGAAGCCGACGACAAGGGUAUGAUUGGAUGGGGACGAACAACAAGGCGGUGUCGCAGAACGAGAUGUCCGUCAGGUAGUAACAUUUCUGCUGCGUCUUGAGAGAUCUUGCCAGCAAACGUUGGGUAGUCCCCAUUUGUUAUAGAGAUUCCGAUGGACUGGUAUAAGGUGAUCACGGUCAUGAGUGUACAUACUUUGUCGCCCUAUUUGGCCUCCCAUCUUCCAUGCUUUUGGGUCGAAACAUGGUGUACGUUCUUAUAAUAAAUUCGUAAACUAGCUGAUAAUUAAGACAUUUCUGCAGCAGCAUUGUAUUAAGCUGUUCCAGGUUAUGAGGUCUGGUGUAGUUCAUUAUGUGAAACAACAAUGGCUGUAAACUCCUUUGAUCACUGAAGAAUAGCUCAUCAAAAUAGCAACGAAGGGUAUUAGUUCUGGUU
Molecule: messenger RNA, 4080 nt
Organism: Phragmites australis (common reed)
Lineage: Eukaryota; Viridiplantae; Streptophyta; Magnoliopsida; Poales; Poaceae
Exons: 5
Coding region: 797-3748 (983 amino acids)
Source: RefSeq, a predicted model, not a curated record